AUGACUUUGAUCGAACAACUGACACCGCCUCGAGAACUCACUCGAGCUGAACGCCAAUCUAUUUUUCAACACGUCUACAGGCGACUAGCAGCAAACAGGAAUAAAGCUACACUCUACGCUGAGGCCGAGUUCCAAUCCUCGUCUCUUCCACAAGUCACAAAACAGCAAAUAAAAGAUGAAUUCAACGAUGAAGUGGCGAAAUGGGCUCGAGAUCUACUGGAAAAGGCAUGGAUAGCUUGUGGCGAACCUGAAGAAGGUGGAUGCACACACCUCGAUACGGUUGCUGAUACCUCGAUGAGAGAUUUGCCUCCCCUUCCCCCCGAGAAUGAGCUCGUCAGAGUCAUCAAUACAAUUCUUUUUCUGCAUGUCACUACCACCAAACAAUACUCUGCACGUACUCGGUGUUUCUUGUCGUCCUUCGGUCCAUUGAACGAGGAAGCGGUCGUUUCAGCAUUGAAGAACCCAGAAGGUGCGAUUGAGCAGGCACAACGCCAGGCUCGUGAAACCACCGAAGAACAUGCAAACAGAGGAAAAACUCUGCGUAUGAUUGGAAUGGGCGUGGGUGCAAUAGCAGGAGGAGUGUUGGUAGGGGUAACGGGAGGCCUCGCAGCUCCCCUCGUAGGUAGUGCUGCUGCUACCGUGCUAGCAUGGUUAGGUGUCGGUGGAACUGCAGCUGGUUUGUUGGCAAGCGGAUUGGCAGGAUCUUCGGCUGUCUGUGGUGCAUUGUUCGGAAUCUAUGGUGCCAAGUCUACUGCCAAUAUGGUUCAGAGGCAUACUCGAGAAGUUCGGGAUCUCGCAUUUAUCCCGGUAUCAACCCAAGAUGAGUCGGAUACAUUGGGACUUCGUCUUUGCGUGAGUGGAUGGUUGUCCGAGGAGGAAGAAGUGACUGCUCCCUGGACUAUCUUCGAAGGGGACGAUACCUUUGCACUGCGUUGGGAAGUACAAGCUCUCAGAGAGCUCUCGGAUGCACUGUUCAGCUUGAUCAAGACACAUGUCAUGAAAUAUGUCUCGUCAGAAGUCAUCAAGCGUACUGUACUCGCCUCCCUAAUGGCCUCUCUGACCCCUCUUGCUUGGCUCAAAAUUGGCCAGAUCAUAGAUAAUCCGUGGUCGAAUGCUAAAGCCUUGGCUGUCAAAACAGGUGCAGUCCUCGGCGAGCUCUUGGCCAAACGAGUUUUUGGCAACCGCCCUGUUUCGUUGAUGGGGUAUUCCCUUGGAUCUCUCGUGAUAUUUGAGGCUCUCAAAUAUCUCGCUUCACUGUCGUCCUCAGAGACAGGUCAUCUAAUACAAGAUGUAUUCUUAUUUGGCACACCCGCGACUGUGAAUGAAGAAGCCUGGUCGAGUGUCAGAAGGCUCGUAGCAGGAAGGAUCGUCAAUGGAUAUUCUGACAACGACUAUGUGCUGGGUGUUCUAUCACGAGCAUCGUCUGCUAAUUGGAAAGUAGCGGGGCUUGAGCCUAUAGAUGUGACGGGUGUGGAAAGUGUCCAUAUUCGCGAGGUCGAUGGGCACACGAAGUGGAGAGGUCUCAUAGGAAAGGCGUUGAAGUCAUGCGGUGCUCCCGGAAUCAUGAAUGAAGCGGUAGAACAGCAGCUUGAGGACAUAGCGCGAUUCAUGGAAGGGGAUGAAAAUAACGGUAUGAGCAAGGACGACGUGGAAGGUUUCGUACAGAAGGAGGAGUUGGACGAGAAGUCAUAA
Marasmius oreades (fairy-ring Marasmius) is the source of this 1692-nucleotide messenger RNA. RefSeq lists its product as uncharacterized. Lineage: Eukaryota; Fungi; Basidiomycota; Agaricomycetes; Agaricales; Marasmiaceae. The record is from RefSeq and is a predicted model, not a curated record. The coding region runs from base 1 to 1692 and encodes 563 amino acids. The transcript is spliced from 5 exons.